AUGGGGCGGAGAGAGGAUGUCAGGCGAGGAAUUCGAGAGGCAGAUGGGGAAGAUGUGAGGGGGUAUUGGGAGGAGGACACGGGGGAAGAGGGGGAGAAGGUGGAGGAGGAGGAGGAGGAGGCGGCGGCGGAGGAGGAGGAGGAGGAGGAGGAGGAGGAGGAGGAGGAGGAGGAGGAGGAGGAGGAGGAGGAGGAGGAGGAGGAGGAGGAGGAGGAGGAGGAGGAGGAGGAGGGUGGGAGAGUGUCGGCUUGCAAGGGAAGGCGAAGAAGAGUGUUGAACGUCACCUGGAGGGGGGAACAAGAGGGGGAAGAAAAAGGGUGUGAAGAGAAACUGAGGGUAAGAAAAACUGAGGCAAAGCGCCAUCACUACGAGUGUUCAAAUUGA
Messenger RNA from Closterium sp. Yama58-4, 384 nucleotides. NCBI's taxonomy places the organism in Eukaryota, Viridiplantae, Streptophyta, Zygnematophyceae, Desmidiales, Closteriaceae. The record is from the annotation of a GenBank genome assembly.